Entelurus aequoreus (snake pipefish) is the source of this 5734-nucleotide messenger RNA. RefSeq names its product glycogen synthase 1 (muscle) (gene gys1). The transcript has 16 exons. The coding region runs from base 226 to 2361 and encodes 711 amino acids. The record is from RefSeq and is a predicted model, not a curated record. Gene Ontology annotation, biological process: glycogen biosynthetic process. Gene Ontology annotation, molecular function: alpha-1,4-glucan glucosyltransferase (UDP-glucose donor) activity. Lineage: Eukaryota; Metazoa; Chordata; Actinopteri; Syngnathiformes; Syngnathidae. Gene Ontology annotation, cellular component: cytoplasm.
AGGCGGUGCGUUCAGGGACCCAACCUCCCCUUUGCUGUAUCGCAGGCCACGCUCGGUGCUGUCCCUCACGCCUGAGCGAACAUGGCCCGAACCAAUGCCAGUGGCAACAUUUAACCCCCAAACUAGCGCCCACUUCUCUCCCCGCUCGACACUCUCCCCCCCCCCAGGAUUGACCGCGACAGCUGGCAAUGUGUGGCCUGACCACUUGAAGUGCAAGCCGAAGGUAUGCCGCUGGCUCGCAGUCUGUCUGUCACCUCCCUGCCCGGCCUGGAGGAGUGGGAUGAGGACUUUGACUUGGAGGACGCCGUGCUCUUUGAAAUCGCCUGGGAGGUGGCCAACAAAGUUGGAGGCAUCUACACCGUCAUCCAGACCAAAGCCCGCCUGACCUCGGAGGAAUGGGGGGAGAACUACUUCCUGGUGGGCCCCUAUGUGGAGAGCAACGUGCGCACUCAGGUGGAACUCAUCGAGCCCACCAACCCUGUGCUGAGGAGGACCAUCGACAAGAUGAACGCCAGUGGCUGUAAGGUCUACUUUGGUCGCUGGCUCAUCGAGGGCAGCCCUUACGUGAUCCUGAUCGAUGUGGGCUUCACCGCCUGGUCCCUGGACACGUGGAAGAGCGAGCUGUGGGACCUCUGCGCCGUGGGCGUGCCGUGGUUCGACCGCGAGGCCAACGACGCCGUGUUGUUCGGCUUCCUGACGGCCUGGCUUUUGGGAGAGUACGCGGCCCAGAGCGAUGGGACGCCGCACGUCGUGGCCCACUUCCACGAGUGGUUGGCCGGCCUGGGCUUGGUCUUGUGCCGACAUAGACAGUUGCCCAUAGCAACCGUUUUCACCACGCACGCCACACUCCUGGGACGCUACCUGUGUGCUGGAAAUGUCGACUUCUACAACAAACUGGCCAAGUUCAACGUGGACAAGGAGGCGGGCGACCGUCAGAUCUACCACCGCUACUGUCUGGAGCGGGCGGCGGCGCAUUGCGCACACGUCUUCACCACCGUGUCCCAGAUCACAGCCAUCGAGGCGGAGCACCUGCUCAAGAGGAAGCCAGACAUUGUCACUCCCAACGGGCUGAACGUCAAGAAGUUCUCAGCCGUGCACGAGUUCCAGAACCUCCACGCCCAAAGCAAGAAUCGGAUUCAGGAGUUUGUCAGGGGACAUUUUUACGGGCACCUGGACUUCGACCUGGACAAGUGCUUGUUCCUCUUCAUCGCCGGGAGGUACGAGUUCAUCAACAAAGGAGCGGACAUCUUCCUGGAGGCUCUAGCGAGACUCAACUAUCUGCUGAGAGUGAAUCACAGCGACGUGACGGUCAUCACCUUCUUCAUCAUGCCAGCUCGCACCAACAACUUCAACGUGGAGACGCUGAAAGGCCAAGCAGUCAGGAAGCAACUUUGGGACACGGCUCAAACCGUGAAGGAACGCUUCGGGAAGAAACUUUAUGAGUCGCUGCUCGUGGGCCAGCUGCCAGACGUGUCCAAGAUGCUGGACAAGGAGGACUUCACCAUCAUGAAGAGAGCCAUCUUUGCCACACAGAGACAAUGUCAGCCUCCUGUCUGCACUCACAACAUGCUGGAGGAUACCACUGACCCCAUCCUCAGCUGCGUGCGCCGUAUCGGCCUCUUCAACAGCUCUGCUGACCGCGUCAAGAUUAUUUUCCAUCCUGAGUUCCUGUCCUCCACCUCGCCUCUCCUUCCCAUGGACUACGAGGAGUUUGUGCGAGGAUGUCACCUGGGCGUCUUCCCUUCCUACUACGAGCCUUGGGGCUACACGCCAGCGGAGUGCACGGUCAUGGGGAUUCCUUCCAUCUCCACCAACCUGUCGGGCUUCGGUUGCUUCAUGGAGGAACACAUCGCAGACCCCUCAGCCUACGGCAUCUACAUCCUGGACCGCCGGUAUCGCGGGGUGGACGAGUCGUGUAACCAGCUCACGUCCUUCCUGUUCCAGUUCUGCAAGCAGAGCCGGCGCCAGAGGAUCAUCCAGAGGAACCGCACCGAGCGCCUGAGUGACCUCCUGGACUGGAGAUACCUCGGCAGGUAUUACGUGUCUGCACGUCACAUGGCCCUGGCCAAGGCCUUCCCCGAGUCCUACAUGUACGAACCUCACGACCCCACCGCGACGUCCGGUUUCCGUUACCCCCGUCCGGCCUCCGUGCCGCCGUCCCCGGCCCUGUCUCGCCACUCGUCCCCGCACCACAGCGACGUGGAGGACAACGACGAAGACGAACGCUACGACGAGGAUCUGGAGGCGGAGAAGGACCGGAUGAACAUUCGCCAGCCCUACACGCUGCCGUUCAAAAACAAGGCGGCCGGCCUCUACAGGGCCAACGGCGAUGGCGACAGCGACGCCAAGGAGCAAAACUGACACGCCCACUCCACGCUAAGACUCGCUCGUACACUCGUAGUGCUUAGUCGUCGUUCAUUACGUCAAAUAAGGUGAAUGUUCCCAGCCAGUGUGUAGCUCAGUUUUAAAAUCCACUUUUGAUAUCCUGUAUCGUCACACCAGCAGUGCAAUACCUUUGUUUUCCAGUGCACCGAUCCAAUAUUGAUAUCGCAGAUCGUCGGAAAUCAGCAAAAAUGAUAUCGGCUUGCAUCUGAAAUAUGCGAUACAAGCAGUCAACAUCUAAAUGUCCUCCAAUAAACACACCAUUUCUUCUGUUCUACUAAAGUCAUUUACAAAAAGUAGGCAUGCUAGGCUACUUAGGAGCUAGCCGCUACACAGCAGCUAAGCACACCCGCUAGACAUAGGUAAUAAUCAUCGAACAAUAAAACACAUUUGUCACACAAUUAUAGUUGCAUAGGACUUUCACAUUCAAAGUCUUGGGACGGUAUAGCUCGUUUGGUAGAGCGGCCGUGCCAGCAACUUGAGGGUUGCAGGUUCGAUCCCCGCUUCCGCCAUCCUAGUCACUGCCGUUGUGUCCUUGGGCAAGACACUUUACCCACCUGCUCCCAGUGCCACCCACACUGGUUUAAAUGUAACUUAGAUAUUGGGUUUCACAAUGUAAAGCGCUUUGAGUCACUUGAGAAAAAGCGCUAUAUAAAUGUAAUUCACUUCACUUCACUUCACUUCUCCAGUAACAAACGUGUCUGCAUCAUUCAGCAUACCACCAAAGAACAAAAUACCACCGCACCUCAAAAGCAUGUUUUGUUCUUUUAAAUCAUUUCACUUGGUCGAGGCCAGGGAUUCCCAAAGCGGCGCCACGCGGGACAAAUUUGGCCCGCCAUGUCAUUUGGUUUGGCCCGCCAAGUGUAACACACUUUCAUACCGGCCUCUUUCAAGCCGCACAAUCCUUCACGGCAUGUCCGCGAGGCUGCGCUGUAAAAAAUAAAUCAAAAUACGGUAGAUUUUACAGUAAAAAAAACGGCUGCUCAGUCACCAGAAUUUUAAGCUACAAACAACAGAGGUACAGUUUUUUGUAUUUACAGUAAUUUGGUGUAAAAGCUACCGUAUUUUUUAUGGUAAACUUCUGGUGACUGAGCUGCCAGGUUUUUUUAUACCUAAAAUGUAUGGAAUUUUUUUUUUUACAUUUUUUUAAAACAGGAAUUUAAGGUACUCUGCUCUACGGUAAAGCUGUGACUUUUUGACGCUGUGUGGACAAGGAUCUUUUUGCCUUGCCCACGUCCUUUAAUUAAAGCCUAAACGCUUCAAAAUUUAGCAUCCUCCACACGCCUAAUGUGUAAAGUUUGUAAGCAAUCGGAUGAAACAUCUAGAACAAACUGGUGACAAAACACCUGGAAAGGGCGAAAACUUUGAAAGCGAUCGGAUAAAAUAUCUAGGACGAACUGGUGACAAAACACCUGGAACGGGCAAAAAUUGGAAAAUAUGUAGAACAAACUGGUAAAAAAAACCACCUGGAAAGGUCGAAAACUUUGAAAGUGAUUGGAUAAAAUAUCUAGAACAAACUGGUGACAAAACACCUGGAAAGGGCAAAAAUUUGAAAAUAUCUAGAACAAACUGGUAAAAAAAAACACCUGGAAAGGGCGAAAACUUUGAAAGUGAUUAGAUAAAAUAUCUACAACAAACUGGUGACAAAACACCUGGAAAGGGCGAACACUUUGAUAGCGAUUGGAUGAAAUAUGUAGGAUGAACUGGUGACAAAAUUUGGAAAGCAAUUGGAUAAAAUAUCUACAACAAACUGGUGACAAAACACCUGGAAAGGGCGAAAACUUUGAAAGCGAUCAGAUAAAAUAUCUACAACAAACUGGUGACAAAACACCUGGAAAGGGCAAAAAGUUUGAAAGCGAUCAGAUGAAAUAUGUAGGAUGAACUGGUGACAAAACACCUGGAAGGGGCGAAAAUUUUGAAAGCGAACGGAUAAAAUAUCUAUAACAAACUGGUGACAAAACACCUGGAAAGAGCAGAAACUUUGAAAGCGAUCGGAUAAAACAUCUUGAACAAACUGGUGACAAAACACCUGGAAAGAGCAGAAACUUUGAAAGCGAUCGGAUAAAACAUCUUGAACAAACUGGUGACAAAACACCUGGAAAGGGCGAACACUUUGAAAGCGAUCGGAUAAAAUAUGUAGAAUGAACUGGUGACAAAAUUUGGAAAGCGAUCGGAUAAAAUAUCUAGAACAAACUGGUGACAAAACACCUGGAAAGGGCGAAAACUUUGAAAGUGAUUGGAUAAAAUAUGUAGAACAAACUGGUGACAAAACACCUGGAAAGGGCAGAAAGUUUGAAAGCGAUCGGAUGAAAUAUGUAGGAUGAACUGGUGACAAAAUUUGGAAAGCAAUUGGAUAAAAUAUCUGCAACAAACUGGUGACAAAACACCUGGAAAGGGUGAAAACUUUGAAAGCGAUCAGAUAAAACAUCUAGAACAAACUGGUGACAAAACACCUGGAAAGGGCGUAAACUUUGAAAGCGACCGGCUAAAGUAUCUAGAACAAACUGGUGACAAAACACCUGGAAAGGGUGAACACUUUGAAAGCGAUCGGAUAAAAUAUGUAGGAUGAACUGGUGACAAAAUUUGGAAAGCGAUCGGAUAAAAUAUCUAGAACAAACUGGUGACAAAACACCUGGAAAGGGCGAAAAUCUGCAGAAAAUGAGCUUUUUGACUGUUUUGAAGUUAAAAAUGACCAUGAAAGACGCAGAGUUAUACGGAAUCUUAUUUUUAUAUAUGACACUAAACCCUCACUGGUGGUGCUGUUUGGCCCGCAGACCACCGGCACAGUUUUGGGGCUUCCUGGUUGUAGCCUUUUUCAAUUUUGCACGCCACAAAAGUAGGAAGUUUGACUGGUGCUGACACGGGAUUCAUAUCGGUAUAGGACAGCCAGGUCACAACACGGGAUUCAUAUCGGUAUAGGACAGCCAGGUCACAACACGGGAUGAGGGCGGUGUUGUUUUGCAUGGUUUCUACCGAGCGGGACGGACGCUCCUUUUGACCACCGCGUCCUGGUUCUACUGCGGAGACGCGGCAGCGGGUAAAAACACUCCUUUGACGUCGUGUCUUGCAAAGCCUUCUCUCCUUAUUUCAAACCCACAAUGGAAAGAAAAUGUGAAAACACGCAAAAAAGUUGCUCUUUUUGCGGGUUUCUCUUUUCUUCCCAAGCCUUAAACGUGCACUGACCUGGCAAGUGUGUGUGUGUGUGUGCGUGCGUGUGUGUGUGUGUGUGUGUGUGUGUGUAUUUAUUGCAGAGAGGAAGUGAUGCAACUUGCACGGAGGAGAGAAAUGUGCGCUGCUUUUCUCCCUGUGAGACUUUGAGCUCCUAACAAUGUUGAAGUAAUAAACAAGAUGG